AUGAUUCAAUUGUUGAACCUUAAAGGUAUGUUUAGGGGUGCAACUGGUGAUGAUGCAAAUCAACACUUGAUGAAUUUUGUGGCUAUCUGUAAGUCACAAGAGAUUCUUGGGGUCAACCAAACAACAAUGAGAUUGAGGCUAUUUCCAUUGUCUCUUACUGGAGAGGCGACUAACUGGUUAAAUGAGAUGCUAGAUGACUCCAUCAGAACUUGGAAUGAGUUGAACGAAGCUUUCCUAGAACGAUUCUUCCCAGAAUCAAAAGAGUUGCAGAUGAAGGACGAGAUUAGUACACACAAGCAGCUACCAGGAGAAGCAAUGCAUGAUACUUGGUGGAGGUUCAGUCAAAAUUUGAAGAAAUGCCCCAAGCAUGAUCUUACCGAAAGGCAUGUUAAACAAGCCUUUUAUAGGUCUCUGAAUUAUGUUACUAAACAUGUUGUUGAUGCAGUUUGUGGAGGCUCAUUUAUGAGGAAGUCAUUUGCGGAGAGCAUACAACUAUUGGAUGAGGUCUCAAAGAAUAACAGAGCAUGGUACACUAGAGAUGCAGAGGUAGGAGAGUUUGGGUAUAAAUUUGAGCUUUCAGCUGAACAGAGGAAGAAAGAAGAAGAAAGGGACCAAGACAUGGCUCAUAUGAGGACUCAAAUAGACCUGCUCACAGAUCACAUUGUUGCCAAGUCUGAAAAGGUGAAUGCUGUGGGACAACAUAACAGGUAUGAAGAUCAGAAUCUUGACAUUGAUGAAGAAGCUAACUAUUUGGGAAACCAAGGAGGUUUCCGAAAUUAUAACUCUGGAAAUCAGGGUUACAAUUCUGGAAAUGCAGUUCGGAGCUAUACUAGGGAUGGUCAGUAUGAAAGGCCAGCAAAUAGAUAUCAAGAAAACUGGCAAAACAGAGAUGGGUAUAGGAAUGAUCGCAGUGGUGUAUAUGUACCUCCAGGUAAUAGAGACCGGGCGAGGGGGUAG
Solanum tuberosum (potato) is the source of this 957-nucleotide messenger RNA. RefSeq lists its product as uncharacterized. Lineage: Eukaryota; Viridiplantae; Streptophyta; Magnoliopsida; Solanales; Solanaceae. The transcript has a single exon. The coding region runs from base 1 to 957 and encodes 318 amino acids. The record is from RefSeq and is a predicted model, not a curated record.